Messenger RNA from Solanum dulcamara, 721 nucleotides. RefSeq lists its product as uncharacterized. NCBI's taxonomy places the organism in Eukaryota, Viridiplantae, Streptophyta, Magnoliopsida, Solanales, Solanaceae. The transcript has a single exon. The coding region runs from base 221 to 526 and encodes 101 amino acids. The record is from RefSeq and is a predicted model, not a curated record.
CAAUGGAAAAAAGAAAAACUCACAAAGUGAAAAUCCUGAAAAGCAAAGCACCCAUAAAAACUUUUCAUGAUAACUACAAGCACUAGCAAUUCCACCACCAAAAAAAAAAGAAACUAUUCUAUCAACUUGUCUAAAUAUUUCUAUAACAAUUCUUCAAACAAACUCAAUUAAAAACCUAACAGAAAAAAAAUACCCUCUUCACCCCUUUAUAUAUAUAAUCAUGUGGAGGUUACUAGUAACAAUGAGGCAAAAUUUUGAAAAUAUGGGAAAAAGUCCAAGAGUAGCUGAUGAAAAUAUGACAAAUAUUUGUAGAGGUCAUGAAUCUAGAUCAACAAGGCAACAUAAUUGGACAGGAUUUUCGAUUAUAUGUGGCUUUUUUCGUGCACCAUUGGCCUUAUUUUCGUGCUUAAAUCAUCCUCGAAUCAAUCGAACUGAUGGUGUUUGGGUUUCUGGAGAAUUUUCACAUAUUUCUGAAAUGAAUCAUCUUAUGGUUAGUGAUAGUAUGCGUUAUGCAAUAUUGAUGUGAAGAAAAAAAGAUUAUGGUAAGAAAUGAAAUGAAAUUUUAGUCAAGAUCUAGAGACUUUUUGUUUUUGUUUGGUUUGUGUUUUUUGUUUGGAUAUCUUUAUAUAUGUUGAUGUAUGUGAAGUUUUGGAUUUGUUAUUUUUCCUGAGGAAAUCUAGGGUUGUAUAUGUGUUAAUUCCUGAAUUUGAUUUUAUACCAC